Geodia barretti is the source of this 1344-nucleotide messenger RNA. NCBI's taxonomy places the organism in Eukaryota, Metazoa, Porifera, Demospongiae, Tetractinellida, Geodiidae. The record is from the annotation of a GenBank genome assembly.
AUGGCGACGUUCAAUCGGACUCACUACAAGAUAGCUGAUCUCUUGCGUCUUUUCGCAAUAGAUGAGCUAGUGUUGCAACCAAAAUUCCAACGACGGUUAGCAUGGGAAGAAGUGGCGCGAGCCUACCUAAUCGAUACAGUCGUUCGCGGUCUUCCCAUGCCCAAAAUAUAUCUCAGGGGAGUUGUUGCGAGUCCGACUCAGUUCCAAUAUGAGGUAGUUGAUGGGCAGCAGCGGCUCACAGCGAUAGUCGAUUUCUACAAUGGAACCCUCCGUCUAGACCCCAGGCACCAUCCUCAGUUUGGUGGCCUGACAUUCGUUGAAUUGCCAGAACCUGUUCAAGCUGCUUUUCUCAGCUAUGAGAUUUCUGCAGAAGUCAUGGAAGACGCAAGCGACCCAGAAGUAUGGGCUAUGUUCGAGAGACUAAAUGACUACACUUUAGUUCUCAACAGACAGGAAAAACUCAACGCUAGGUGGUUUGGGUGGUUCAAGCAAACCGCAUACAAUUUGGCGGCUGAAGGCCCGUCACUUGAAGCUUGGGAAAACAUGGGGAUAUUCAGCAGCCGGCAGAUAGCUAGAAUGAGAGAAGUUGAACUCACCUCUGAUAUUAUUGUAGCUGUUGUAAGAGGAAUCUCAGACAUCAGCAUGAUCGCCAAUGUUUACAAGGAUUACGACGACGAAUUCCAGAAUCGCGAAGCAGUGGAGCGGGUAUUCCGGAACGCCCUGCGAUCUAUUCAGGACCAGAUUGGUCCGAUUGUGCGCGCCACGAGGUUUCGGCGAAUCGCUUGGUUCUAUAGUUUGAUGGUAUCUACAUGUGACGUUCUUGAGGGCAUCCCUGCGGGCAUGGGACCCGGUAUACUGCAAACAGGAGAAUCAGUGUGCUCUAGGAUGCAAGAUCUUCACGAAGUGCUAAAAGCACCCGAGCCGCCUGAAGGUCUGGCAGAGUUGCAUGCAACUCUUUCGCGUGCUACCAGCCACGUUCGUGAACGCCGAAUACGGCACGAGCACUUCUACAAUUUAUUGACCCUUCCUGAUGGUGACUGGGAUCAUCGAUGGCAAGAACUGGGGGGUGCUGAGAUAAUGCUGGAUGCUGACGUACGGGAACGAAUCACGCGGGAAUACCGGACUCGCCCCAAUGAUACCGGGUCCACUGAGCUACAGGUUGCCAUACUUACCGAACGGAUUCGGCAGGUAACCGACCACCUUCGCACCCACAAGAAGGACUUCCACUCCCGCCGUGGCCUGGUCAGCAUGGUGUCGAAACGCCGCAGGCUACUUAAAUACCUCAGUAACGAAGACGUUAACCGUUACCAGACCCUGAUCAGCCGACUGGGACUACGCCGCUAG